Pollicipes pollicipes is the source of this 1571-nucleotide messenger RNA. RefSeq names its product 26S proteasome regulatory subunit Rpt6 (gene Rpt6). The coding region runs from base 157 to 1371 and encodes 404 amino acids. NCBI's taxonomy places the organism in Eukaryota, Metazoa, Arthropoda, Thecostraca, Pollicipedomorpha, Pollicipedidae. Gene Ontology annotation, molecular function: ATP binding; ATP hydrolysis activity. The record is from RefSeq and is a predicted model, not a curated record. The transcript has 8 exons.
UCAACGCACACUACGGAAGUUUGCCGGGGUGGUUGUUCAUUCGGGCUGAGUGGUGCAUCAGUUUGCGGGCACAUUUAUGGUUUCUGCGCUGUAUUUUUCUUUUUAAAGUGCUACUGUGAUUUUCCUUCACUUUCUGGUGACAUCACAGAACGGACGAUGUCCCCGAGGCCAGAAAAGAUGGAGGUAGACGGCGGUAAGGGGGACGGUCUGAAGCCUUACUACAUCGCCAAGAUUGAGGAACUGCAGCUGGUGGUGGCAGAGAAGAGCCAAGACCUUCGCCGACUACAGGCGCAGCGAAACGAGCUCAAUGCCAAAGUCCGUCUGCUGCGUGAGGAGCUGCAGCUGCUGCAGGAACAGGGCAGCUACGUCGGCGAGGUGGUGAAGCCCAUGGACAAGAAGAAAGUGCUCGUCAAGGUGCAUCCAGAGGGCAAGUUCGUGGUGGACAUCGACAAGAAUAUCGACAUCAACGACGUGACACCCAACUGCCGUGUGGCCCUGCGCAACGACAGCUACACACUGCACAAGAUCCUCCCCAACAAGGUGGACCCCCUGGUCUCACUGAUGAUGGUGGAGAAGGUGCCGGACAGCACGUACGAGAUGGUCGGUGGCCUCGACAAGCAGAUCAAGGAGAUCAAGGAGGUGAUUGAGCUGCCGGUCAAGCACCCCGAGCUGUUCGAGGCGCUUGGCAUCGCCCAGCCCAAGGGCGUGCUGCUGUACGGCCCUCCUGGCACAGGCAAGACGCUGCUGGCGCGCGCCGUGGCGCACCACACCGACUGCACCUUCAUCCGCGUCUCGGGCUCGGAGCUCGUGCAGAAGUUCAUCGGCGAGGGUUCGCGCAUGGUGCGUGAGCUGUUCGUUAUGGCCAGGGAGCACGCGCCCUCCAUCAUCUUCAUGGACGAGAUAGACAGCAUCGGCUCCACCCGAAUCGAGUCGGGCUCGGGCGGCGACUCGGAGGUGCAGCGCACCAUGCUGGAGCUGCUCAACCAGCUGGACGGCUUCGAGUCGACCAAGAACAUCAAGGUGAUAAUGGCCACGAAUCGGAUUGAUAUUCUGGACUCGGCGCUGCUGCGCCCCGGCCGGAUCGACCGCAAGAUCGAGUUCCCGCCGCCCAACGAGGAGGCGCGACUCGACAUCCUGCGCAUCCACUCGCGCAAGAUGAACCUGACGCGCGGCAUCAACCUGCGCAAAAUCGCCGAGCUCAUGCCCGGCGCCUCGGGCGCCGAGGUCAAGGGCGUGUGCACGGAGGCCGGCAUGUACGCGCUGCGUGAGCGGCGCGUGCACGUCAACCAGGAGGACUUCGAAAUGGCCGUCGCCAAGAUCAUGCAGAAGGACUCGGAGAAGAACAUGUCCAUCAAGAAGCUGUGGAAGUAGGCCGGUGUGCGGCCCAGUGGCUGGGCUCGGUGGUGUGUUGGACUGCGUCGUCGUGCCCGCGCGCGCUUCGGGCCGGCCUGGCCACGGGCGCCCAGAGAGGGAGGGAGGGGGGAGGGGGGCUGUCGCGCUCUGCACUGUCUCAGCCGAAAGAGCACAGAGCUCCAAGGUACGGCGGCAAAUACACGUGUGGACGGUGUUGA